AUUAGCCUGAGCGAGGAGAUGCAGCUCCCUUCUCUUCAGUAGUGGGUUGAGACAAGCUGGCCCUCUCUGAGCUAAGGGCUUGCAACCCCACGGUCAGGACUCUACCCUUCCGGGAGCAAAUCCAUCUUCCACAUACCAGCUAAGCAUGUUUAACUACGAACGCCCAAAACACUUCAUUCAGUCCCAAAAUCCAUGCGGCUCCAGACUGCAGCCUCCAGGACCCGAAGCCUCCAGCUUCCCUAGCCAGACCAAACAGUCUUCCAUCGUCAUCCAGCCUCGCCAGUGCACGGAGCAGAGGUUUUCUGCCUCCUCCACAGUGAGCUCUCACAUCACCGUGUCUUCCUCUGCUUACCCUGCUUCCCAGCAGUUUGCUGGCCCCAACCCAGGCCAAAAGGUUUCUGCUGCCUAUAACCAGUCCCCAGCCAGCUUCCUCAGCUCUAUAUUACCGUCUCAACCUGAUUACAGUAACAGUAAAAUCCCGUCCGCCGUGGACUCCAACUAUCAACAACCCUCAGUUAGCCAACCUGUGAAUGCCAUGCCAUCCCAAACUACAAAUGCUAAGCCUACUCCAAGGACUCCUGACCAUGAAAUCCAAGGAUCAAAAGAAGCAUUGAUUCAAGAUUUGGAGAGAAAGCUGAAAUGCAAGGACACCCUUCUUCAUAAUGGAAAUCAAAGACUGACCUAUGAGGAGAAGAUGGCUCGAAGGUUGUUAGGACCGCAGAAUGCUGCUGCUGUGUUUCAGGCUCAAAACAGUGAUGUUCAAGAUUCUCCACAGCAUAACCCGGAACAUUCACGGCUCCAAGUUCCCACAUCACAAGUAAGAAGUAGAUCAUCCUCCAGAGCAGAGGCCAACGAUCAGGAUGCCAUCCAGGAGAAGUUUUACCCGCCCCGCUUCAUUCAAGUGCCAGAAAACAUGUCUAUCGAAGAGGGAAGGUUCUGCAGAAUGGACUUCAAAGUGAGUGGGCUGCCAGCCCCUGAUGUGUCAUGGUAUCUAGAUGGGAGACCGGUGCAGUCAGAUGAACUGCACAAAAUGAUAGUGUCUGAGAAGGGUUUUCACUCCCUCAUCUUUGAAGUGGUCAGAGCAUCAGAUGCAGGUUCAUAUGCAUGCGUGGCCAGGAACAGAGCUGGAGAAGCCACCUUCACAGUGAAACUGGAUGUCCUGGCAAAAGAACAUAAAAGAGCACCAAUGUUUAUCUACAAGCCACAGAGUAAAAAAGUCUUUGAAGGAGAUUCAGUGAAGCUAGAAUGCCAGAUCUCAGCUAUUCCUCCACCAAAGCUUUUCUGGAAAAGAAACAAUGAAAUGGUCCAAUUCAACACUGAUCGGAUAAGCUUAUAUCAAGAUAAUGCCGGAAGAGUAACUCUGCUGAUAAAAGAUGUAAACAAGAAGGACGCUGGGUGGUAUACAGUGUCAGCAGUCAAUGAGGCUGGCGUGGCCGCAUGUAACACGAGAUUAGAUGUCACAGCCCGUCCAAACCAAACGCUCCCAGCUCCCAAGCAGCUGCGUGUUCGACCAACUUUCAGCAAAUAUUUAGCACUAAAUGGGAAAGGUUUGGAUGUGAAGCAAGCUUUUAACCCUGAAGGAGAGUUUCAGCGCCUGGCAGCUCAGUCUGGACUCUAUGAAAGUGAAGAACUUUGAUCAUUUUGCCCACUGUGGAAAGCACAACUUCACUACUACCAAGAUAUCUGAUGACAUUGUGAGAAAAAAAAAAUCCAUGGCUGUAUUAACAGAUUGUGGCUUUACUUAGGUCCUAUAACUAACGCACACGUAGAAAGAUAUUUAUCCUCCGACUCCGGCGCAGCCUGUCUCCUCCUCUGACCUGUGAAGCAGAGUGAAACUGAGCGUAUGGGUUUGCAUUAUAAGAGACUGUCCCAAGAUCCAGUGUCUAAACGUUAAGCCAUGCACAUUUAUACAACCACCAGUUGUGAACCAGAAACAUUUUAAAUACCGCUAAUGCUUGCAGUAAUGUUUGUGGGUGCUGCCUAAUGUGCAAAAUGCCUACCUGUUUUCUCUCAUAGGAAUACUAACAAGGUAUGAGUUAUCUAUCUGAGUGUUCCACAAGUUCAUGUCAAAGGGAGAAUAAAAUUCGAAUA
Meriones unguiculatus (Mongolian gerbil) is the source of this 2091-nucleotide messenger RNA. RefSeq names its product myotilin (gene Myot). Gene Ontology annotation, biological process: dendrite self-avoidance; homophilic cell-cell adhesion; axon guidance. Gene Ontology annotation, cellular component: plasma membrane; axon. The record is from RefSeq and is a predicted model, not a curated record. Gene Ontology annotation, molecular function: cell-cell adhesion mediator activity. The transcript is spliced from 10 exons. The coding region runs from base 146 to 1636 and encodes 496 amino acids. Lineage: Eukaryota; Metazoa; Chordata; Mammalia; Rodentia; Muridae.